CUGAGGGGACCAACUCCAUCAUCCCAAGUGCUUGUUAAGCAUGUGCUUGGUGUCCUGUUGACUGCUGGGCAUAAACUGAAGCCCUAGGGAAACUGGAGGCCUGAUGUUCCUGUGUUCACUCUUGAAGCUGCCAAACCAGGAGCCCUGAGAUUCAGACCCCAGCAUGGUUCCCUGGUGCACAAUAGGAUGGCAAAGACACCAAGAAACAAAGCCUUCCUGACACUGAAGAGCUCUGAAAAACACCAGAGCCAUCUCGGACCCCCGCCACCUUGAAAGUCCAGCCAGUCUUCUGCCGUCGGCAUAAUGCGCUGAUAUUACAAUAUGGCAGAUUUCAUAUCCUCCCUCUCUGAAUUAUUGAUGGGCAGUGCACUCUUUAAAAAAAAAUCAAUAGACCAGGGUGUGGAGCUCUGAAGUCUGCUCUUGUUUUCGCUGUUUUGAAUAGGAGCAGAUACAGCUUUCUCCUCUGGUUUGAAUAAGUCAAGCCCAGGGCUAGGUUGGCUCUGAUUGGCCAGAGCUAGGAAAAUGUGGUUAUGAUGCAAACACAAGCAAAUAUAACCCGGUGUCUGUGCGGCCAUUGCUGAACUGAGGCUGCUUUGGGAUCGCUCAUCAGUUCUUCGCCUGCUGCUUGCCAGAAAACUGAGGACGGAGAGGGCGAGUUCCAGGAACACAAACUAUGUCUCUGAGCAGUGCCUUCAGGGCUGUGGGCAAUGACCCUGGGAUCAUCACCUGGAGAAUUGAGAAAAUGGAGCUGGUGCUGGUGCCUCUGAGUGCUCAUGGCAGCUUCUACGAGGGAGACUGCUACAUCAUUCUCUCGACCCGGAGAGUGGGCAGCCUCCUCUGCCAGAACAUUCACUUUUGGAUCGGGAAGGACUCCUCCCAGGACGAGCAGAGCUGUGCAGCCAUCUAUACCACACAGCUGGAUGACUACCUGGGAGGCAGUCCCGUGCAGCACCGCGAGGUCCAGUACCACGAGUCUGACACCUUCCGAGGCUACUUCAAGCAGGGCAUCAUUUACAAAAGGGGGGGCGUGGCCUCUGGGAUGAAGCAUGCAGAGACCAACACCUACGAUGUGAAGCGGUUGCUACAUGUGAAAGGGAAAAGAAACAUCAGGGCCACUGAGGUGGACAUGAGCUGGGACAGUUUUAACCGAGGUGAUGUCUUCUUGCUGGACCUUGGGAUGGUUAUUGUCCAGUGGAAUGGCCCGGAGAGCAACAGCGGGGAGCGACUCAAGGCUAUGCUUCUGGCAAAGGACAUUCGGGACAGGGAGCGAGGGGGCCGUGCUGAGAUCGGAGUGAUUGAGGGAGACAAAGAGGCGGCCAGCCCAGAGCUCAUGACAGUCCUUCAGGACACCCUCGGUCGACGCUCCAUGGUCAAGCCCGCACUUCCUGAUGAGAUCAUGGACCAGCAGCAGAAGUCAAACGUUAUGUUGUAUCAUGUCUCUGAUGCAGCUGGGCAGCUGGCAAUCACAGAGGUGGCAACGAGGCCUCUGGUCCAGGACCUGCUGAGCCAUGAUGACUGCUACAUCCUGGACCAAAGUGGAGCCAAGAUCUACGUGUGGAAAGGCAAAGGAGCCACAAAAGUUGAGAAACAGGCAGCUAUGUCCAAAGCCCUGGAGUUCAUCAAGAUGAAGGGUUAUCCCAGCAGCACCAACGUGGAGACCGUCAACGAUGGCGCCGAGUCAGCCAUGUUCAAACAGCUGUUCCUGAAAUGGUCAGUGAAGGAGCAGACCACAGGCUUGGGGAAAACAUUCAGCAUUGGAAAGAUUGCUAAAGUCUUCCAGGACAAGUUUGAUGUGAGCCUCCUACACGCCAAGCCAGAAGUGGCUGCCCAGGAGAGAAUGGUGGAUGACGGCAAUGGGAAGGUUGAGGUCUGGAGGGUUGAGAACCUGGAGCUGGUCCCUGUGGAACAUCAGUGGUAUGGCUUCUUCUAUGGGGGAGACUGCUAUCUGGUUUUCUACACGUACGAGGUGAACGGGAAGCCCCAUUACAUGUUGUACAUCUGGCAGGGCCGCCACGCCUCACAGGAUGAGCUGGCAGCCUCGGCCUACCAGGCCGUGGAGGUAGAUCAGCAGUUUGAUGGAGCCCCGGUGCAGGUUCGGGUGAGCAUGGGGAAGGAGCCACGCCACUUCAUGGCCAUCUUCAAAGGGAAGCUGGUUAUCUAUGAGGGCGGCACUUCCAGGAAGGGAAACACAGAGCCUGACCCUCCGAUAAGACUCUUCCAGAUCCAAGGAAAUGACAGAUCCAAUACCAAAGCAGUGGAGGUCUCGGCCUUCGCUUCCUCGCUCAACUCUAACGACGUCUUUCUGCUGCGAACUCAGACGGAACACUACUUGUGGUAUGGCAAGGGAUCUAGUGGGGAUGAGCGGGCAAUGGCCAAGGAGCUGGUGGAGCUUCUCUGUGAUGGCAACGCGGACACUGUGGCUGAGGGCCAGGAGCCACCUGAGUUCUGGGAGCUUCUGGGAGGAAAAACACCUUAUGCCAAUGACAAAAGGCUGCAGCAAGAGAUCCUGGACGUCCAGGUCCGCCUCUUCGAAUGUUCCAAUAAGACUGGCCGGUUCCUUGUCACUGAGGUCACAGACUUCACCCAGGAUGACCUGAACCCAGGUGACGUGAUGCUCCUGGACACCUGGGACCAGGUGUUCCUGUGGAUGGGAGCCGAGGCCAACACCACGGAGAAGGAGAGGGCCCUCUCAACUGCCCAGGAGUACCUGGUAACUCACCCCAGUGGCCGAGACCCUGACACACUCAUCUUGAUCAUCAAGCAGGGCUUUGAGCCUCCUACCUUCACAGGGUGGUUCCUGGCAUGGGACCCUCACAUUUGGAGCGCUGGAAAAUCAUACGAACAGUUAAAGAAGGAGCUGGGAGAUGCCGCUGCUAUCGUGAGAAUCACUGCCGACAUGAAGAACGCAACCCUCUCCCUGAAUUCUAAUGAAAGUGAACCGAAGUAUUACCCUAUAGAAGUUCUCCUGAAAAGUCAGAACCAGGAGCUGCCAGAGGAUGUGAACCCUGCCAAAAAGGAGAAUUACCUCUCGGAACGAGACUUUGCAUCUGUAUUUGGCAUGACAAGAGGGCAAUUUACUGCUCUGCCUGGCUGGAAACAGCUCCAGCUGAAGAAAGAAAGGGGGCUUUUCUAAAGCAAGGCAUCUGUCUGUCGUGCGACCACAGGAGAGCAAGCAUGCAGUGCCAACAUCAGCCAACAGUCACACACCAACUGCCUGCUUUAGACACGACACAUCCGAGAAUCCCAGCAUGCUCCUUUUUCUUUCUCAUUCCCCCUUGCAUUCCUUGGUUGUAGUACACUAGAAAGUUGACUACUCGCUUUCCAGCUUUUGUGGCCUUGGCAGAGAGCAUGAAUGUAGAUAGGGUGAGAGAGAGAACCAGAAACUGAGCUUACACUGUUUAGUGCAUCGGGAACCACAUCUGCUUUAAACUACACCCCGUAACCCCCAAGCCUUGGAGUUCCUUGCACACUCACUGAAGGACAGACUCCAAAUGCUCGGGUCUACCAUGUGCCAUAAUGUGUUCAACUUUUCAAAUAAAGAGGCCAUGUGAGCACAUCA
Molecule: messenger RNA, 3559 nt
Organism: Mesocricetus auratus (golden hamster)
Lineage: Eukaryota; Metazoa; Chordata; Mammalia; Rodentia; Cricetidae
Gene: Avil
Product: advillin
Exons: 20
Coding region: 674-3133 (819 amino acids)
Biological process (GO): barbed-end actin filament capping; actin polymerization or depolymerization; actin filament severing
Cellular component (GO): cytoplasm; actin cytoskeleton
Molecular function (GO): actin filament binding; phosphatidylinositol-4,5-bisphosphate binding
Source: RefSeq, a predicted model, not a curated record